AUGGCGGGCAUUCCGUCUCCAGGGGUUCAACAACCCGGUGGUGGUAUUUCCAGUGGCCGGUUCCCUACAAAUAAUCUUCAAGCUUCCAUGUCUCAGAUUCCUCAUGGGCAUUCUGGGAUCAGCAACAGAGGAGGUAUGAAUGUUGGGGGGAAUCCUGGAUUUAGUAGUAGCAUGAAUGCUAUUGGUGGUUCAAUACAAGGUUUAUCCUCAAACUUGGCUAAUGUGGGUAACCGCAAUUCUGCUCCUGGGUUGGCAGCUUCUCCAGUCUUAGGGAAUUUAGGUCCACGAAUAACAAAUUCUGGGAAUAUUAUGGGUGGGAGCAAUAUUGGGAGAAGUAUAAGCUCUGGAGGACUUUCUAUGCCUAGUAUUGCAUCUCGCAUGAAUUUAAGUGGCAACUCUGUAAGUGGGGCUAUCAACAUUCAAGGAUCCAACCGUAUGGGUAGUAUACUUCAACAAGCAUCCCCACAGUUUAUGAACUUGCUUGGAAGUUCUUACCCAACACCUGGAGGGUCACUAUCUCAGAAUCAAGUACAGUCAGGAAGCAGUUCUUUAGGAUCUUCUGGAAUGCUAUAUGAUGGAAGCUCAGGUGACAAUGCUCCAUUUGAUAUUAAUGACUUCCCUCAGUUAACUGGACGGCCUAAUUCGGCUGGAGGUGGUCAAGGACAAUAUGGAUCACUGAGAAAGCAUGGAGUAAGUGUCAAUGCCAUUGUGCAACAAAAUCAGGAAUUCAGCAUUCAGAACGAAGAUUUUCCAGCUUUACCAGGAAAUAAAGGUAGUUCCUCAGAUUAUCCUAUGGAUAUCCAUCACAAGGACCACCUUCAUGAGAAUGUAAAUAUUAUGCAAGCACAACAUUAUCCUAUGGCUAGACCAUCUGGCUUUAACUUGGGAAGCAGCUAUCCGCCCCGUCAACAUCAGCAGAGUGCUAAUUCAGUUCAAAAUGCUGGGCUGGAAACUAUUGGACUAAGACCAUCAAAUUCUCCAAGUCCGUCAACUAAUUCGGGGGUUUAUGAGCAAUUCAUGCAGAAGUACCAUCAACCACAGACUCAAAAUUCACUUAGGUUGCAGGCAUCUUCAGGUCCUCAACAGUACAAGGAUCAGAGCCAAAAAUCCGUUCAGGGAACACAGGCUGCGCCAGAUCCAUAUAGCUUACUUGGAUUGUUGAGUUUAAUAAGAAUGAAAGAGCCUGGACCAACAGCUCUUGCUUUGGGGAUUGAUUUGACAUCGUUGGGGUUGAAUUUGAACUCCCAAGAUAAUCUUUACAAGACAUUUGGCUCUCCGUGGUCAAAUGAGCCAGCUAUAGGAGAACCUGAUUAUCAGAUCCCUGCUUGUUUCUCUGCAGAGCCACCACCAGCACUGCAACCAUUACAUUUUCAAAAGUUUCACCCCUUGACACUAUUCUACAUCUUUUACAGCAUGCCUAAGGAUGUCGCUCAGUUAUAUGCUGCUAAUGAACUAUACAAUAAAGGGUGGUUUUACCACAAAGACUACCGUGUCUGGCUCACAAGAGCUCCUAAUUCCGCACCUCUUGUGAAAACUCCGCUUCAUGAACGAGGGUCCUACAUCUGUUUUGAUCCAAGCAUCUGGGAUACUGUCCAUAAGGACAACUUUGUUCUCCAUUACGAAGCAGUGGAGAAGAGACCUGUCCUUCCUUCUGCUGGCCAAAAUAUUAGGCGAGAAUUAUAA
Molecule: messenger RNA, 1683 nt
Organism: Miscanthus lutarioriparius
Lineage: Eukaryota; Viridiplantae; Streptophyta; Magnoliopsida; Poales; Poaceae
Source: the annotation of a GenBank genome assembly